AUUCUUGCAGAUCUCGACGUCUUUGUUCCUUAUUGGGCAUGUCAAAGAACGGAGCUUCAGGUAUUUCACCGUGUGAGUUUGCCGAAGAGUUCUGAAUCUUGUGUGUUGAAGUCUGGACGUCCGGAAACGCUGUGAAUACAGUGAUUUUCUCAAGUUACCGGCAUGGCAGAUAAUUCAAAUGUUUCCGUCCGACCUGAGUGAAAACGCUGCAUGAAUACGCAGAUCGUGAAGCAUCAGGAUGCGCGGCGCCGAACCCGCCAUGGCUUCUAAAUUCACACGGGUUCAUAGCCUGUCUUUUCAUGACAGAAGAUCUAUGCUGCAUAAUCUGGUUUUCUUCGCGAAUUUUCUACUUGGCUUGGAUUAUGGAUUGAUUAUGCCAACGGCGUGGAGAUACUUGAAGUCAAUCGAUGGAACGGACCCGUUUUACUUCGGAUUACUGUUAUCAGGUUUCAGUCUCUCAGGAUUAUUGGGCGGACUUGUGUGUAGUGAGAACAGUCGCUAUCGUCCUGCUAGCGUGAGACUUACGAUACUAUUCCUCACGCUAUGUCCAUUGCUUGGGAAUGCUUUGUACUUCAUCGGGCUGAAUGUUUGGUUCAUCAUUAUUGGAAGAAUGAUUGCUGGCUUCGGAGUUGGAGUCGUUACUGUGAUCUACAAUGAGCUAUGCAAGUCGACUCCGUUGGAGGAGCGAAAGCCCUUGUUGCGUCGUGUUUUCGCCACCAGGCAAAUCGGAAUGGCAUUAUCACCAGUCUAUGUUUAUCUUUUGAACUUGCUGGACACGGCGGUUGGAAGAAAUGGCAUAGUAUUGGAAGAAUUCAAGGGUUCUUCUUUCGGACCCAUCCGGCUCACCGCAGAUUCUGCUCCAGGAUGUUUUCUCUUCGUCGCAUGGAUCAUGUUUGCCGUCGUGUUUCACGCCUGUUACGAUAGUCCGAGGUGUGCCUGCGGUCGACCUGCUACAGUUCCGCGAAAUUUCCUCCAAAAGGAAUACAUGUUGGAAAGAACGCCUCUUUUGCGCCCAAGAGCCGGUCAUUUUUGCGAAACGUGUUUGGCGAGAUGUCCGUCUGUUGGAACCAUUGAAAGAGAGCGGAGAGAAGAGGAGGAGCAGGACAUUCGGCGUGAAGAAAAAACCCGGCGAAUGAGCCGAAGGCGUUCUACUAGUUCCGUGUCGUUCCUUCAAGCUUUUUCCAAAGACACUGUUGUUUGUCUGCUGUUCAUGCAAAUGCUCGGUUUUUUCUGCCAGUCCCUUGUUGAGUCCACAGUUGCGCCAACGUUGGAUCAUUUCUUGGAUAUGGGCCCGCUUGAGGUCAGUUUCGUUCUGAUGGCUCUCGCUUUGGAGACCCUUGGUGUGUUUUUCGUGUUCGUUGCUUGGUCAAAAAAGCAUUUGAGAAGAACUUUGCUUGCCAUGGGACUCAUCUUGGGUAUGACAAUCGCAUCUCUGGCCGCAUUGUUCAUGGCUGUGUUCUUCAUGAAAGAGACUGGUCCGCGAAUUGAACUUUUCCCUGCGUAUACGGUUGCUUUAUGUUUCCAAUUCCUGGCGGCGCCGGGGAUCAGCAUUUGGACAACGUCGUUACUCUCUAAGCAUGUGCCGAGGAAUCAGCAAGAAAAAUCCGUCGCAGUGCGAAGAGUCUGCAACUAUCUGGGGAACAUCCUAGGGCCGCUGUGGGGAACCGCUGUGGUUUUUCGGCCUCUUCUUCUUUACGGUGUAGCAGGGUUCUUCGUGUUCCUCGGAACUGCCAUGUUCUUUGUGUCGUUCGGCGAUAUCGCAGAACCCUUCUUAGCAGAGGAAAAGAGGCUUCUUGAAGCGGGUUUGGUCAUUCCGCCGGAUAAUGCUAGGCCCAGGGUUUCUACGAUUCAGGAAGUUUCGAGUGAGGUGGUCUCUGACACUACUCCUAAGUGAAAGCGGGUAAUUUUUUUUUUUUUCGCGCGUGGGUCAGUUGCGUAUAUUCAUUUGGCAUCUGAUCAAAUGAUGGGAGAGUACUUUUUAUUGACCAGAGAAGUGCGUUUUUUUUUCGAUGGCUGAACGCAGUGGAUGAAUCCGAUGCUCCAGUGACGGAAUUUGAUUUGUGAGAAACUGGAGAAAAAUCUUCCGUGGCGGAAAUAUCUUGAUUGUACACGAACAAAUUCUCUGCGCAGCUGCAAAUGAUUUCGAAUCUCUAUUGAUUUUGGCACUCAACAGGAAUCUCUUUUGGGUCCUUUGAUUCUGUGAUUGCCUUUUUUUGACAAGAGCAAAAGUUUUUUUUUUUCGACGUCUUUUUUUUCAUGGCGGUGGCUGUAUUCGAAGGUCCAAGGACUAAAUGAAAUUUUGGAGAAACCCUAGAAAAUAUACAUUUCUUGCCUGAAAGCGCAAAAUUUUCAGAGAAGCAUUUUUCCGUUAACAAAAUUUGUUUUUGAAAAAGGUACCGAGUAGAAUCAAUUGUGGUAUUCGAGGAAAGCUCUGUUGGUCGUUGAAUUUGAAUCUGGAAAUAUUUUUUAUUGUACCGAGAAUAGAAUAUCGUUACUUUUUUAAAAAUUGUUGAAUCUGGUGCUCAAUUGACAUCAUUUUUAAAAAUCUAUAAUUCUUAUCCGGAAAAUGCAGGAUGUUCGCAAACUUUUUCUCUUCUGAAAUCCUUCAUCUGUUGGAAAAUUGCGAUUUUUGAAAAAUCUUCGGCAUUCGGAAAUCAACAUUGGUUAGCUAAGAUUCAAGGAAUCAACCAGAGAAUACGUUUUGAUGGCUGUUUCUCUCGAAAUGGAUUAUGGUGUUCCGGUGACCGAAUUUGAGUAGUGAGAAACUGAAGAGCUAUAUUUCUUGCUUGAAAGCGCAAAAUUCAUGCAAAGAAUUUCCGCUGGGAUCGCUUUUCGAAUAUCUUGAGCAAAACUGCUGAUUCCAUGAAAUCCGGCUUUCAGAAUGAAUCUCUGUUUGCCAUUGAACUGAUUUGGGGGAACAUUCGAGCGAUGAAACUGUGGUGCGGUCAAGGAAUUUUUUGGGACGAUAUGUUGGAAUAAGAGGCAUUCCUCGCCCUUUUCGUGGAGCUUUUCUGUUCCUUCGGGGAAUGUUUUUUUUGUAUGGGGUGCAAUAUUUUUAGCGUCUGUGAAAAAAGACCUGCUUUUGUUUGGUA
Molecule: messenger RNA, 3092 nt
Organism: Notodromas monacha
Lineage: Eukaryota; Metazoa; Arthropoda; Ostracoda; Podocopida; Cyprididae
Source: the annotation of a GenBank genome assembly